GUGCUGCUGUUCGGAUGGGGUGCUGCCGCUGAGCAAGUUCUCAAGGAAUUGUCCUCGAUCGGCACUGAGCAGGUGGGUGGAAGCUUACCUUCGUCGGCUGUCUUCUGUAUUUCUCAGACAUCACAAGCAAAAGACUGUGAUUUGCGGGACGUUUGCGCAGCUCUUGGCUUCAAAUGCGUACUUUCCGACAAUGAAGUCGAGAUCUUGGAAAUGGUACGCGGCUUUCGGCCAGACUUGAUUGUCUCUGCGUCUUACAGGAAGAAAUUGCCUGGUAGCGUGUUGAACCUGUGCCCUGAUUGUAUCAACUUCCACCCGUCUCUGCUGCCCAAGCAUCGGGGAUGUUGGUCAGGCUUCUGGUGCAUUUUUGAGGGCGACACCGAGACAGGUGUCACAUGCCACCGCAUGGUGGAGGCAUUCGAUGCUGGACUCGUGCUGCACCAGGAACGUAUCGUGGUGGACGAGGUGGACACCGCCUUUUCUGUUUACCGGAAGCUAUUACCGGUGACUGCACGGUGUGCGCGGCAGGUGUUCUUGCGGUAUUUCAGUUCCGAAGGUCUACCUGCAGGCGAAGAGCAGAAAGGUGAAAGCUCCUACCACUACAGGAAACUCCCAUUCAAUGGCCUGGUCCAACCAGACUGGUCUGAUCAGCAGGUCGCGCGCUUCAUUCGGGCGAUGGAGUUCCCGCCGUUUGAUGGUGCAGCCGUGCUGGUGGACGGCAAACGACUGCUGGUCGACUCUGUCGAGGAGAUCUCUGAUGGCUUGAGCCAGCUCCGCAAAGUUCGUGAGCUGGUUCUGACCUUGGGAUGCUGCCAGCACGACACGGCUCUUCCGACCUGCUCCAUGAACCUGCGAGGACGCGAUUACGACAGCCUCGGAGAUGCCAUCCCCGAUCAAGAAGCACCCAUCCCCAGGCUGCGGCAGGCUGGCAAGUCAUGGGGACACCUCACGGAUCCAGGCUCAGCGAUGUUGCCAAGGCGAGAAUCGUCCGAUGACUGGGCGAUGAUGCCUUCCCGGCUGCCGCAGUCCUUGGGCUACCAGGAUGUGAAUCUUGGAGUUGUCCAGCAGGUGUAUCCCCGGUCCUUCACGCUGAGCUCAGGAUACGAGGUGGACCCAACACUUCGUUUCGGCGGAUGCCGCGAUGGCGAGCUGUCACCAAUACGCGCAAGUACGGUGGUGAGAUCAGCUUCGCCGUUGACGACCGUCUAUAGUCUGCCAGCACAGGUUUAUACAAGACAGCCCAGCCCAGUCACUUCGGUUUCAAACGGCUUGUCAGCCACUCGCCCGGCCUACAUUGGGCCCGUGGAGGCCACUUCUUCCUACACCCAAGCCCAGGUCGCCGCACCCAAGUCUUUCUCCCAAGGCAAGUACGUGUCGUGGUCCCCAGGCUCAGGCUCAGCAACGUGGGCCAACUACUCGUCAACCGACAGGGCUGGCGAGUGUGGGCGGAGCGAGGGCGCACUCAGCUCCGCCAGAGCAACCGCUGGCAAGCACGAGAGCAUCGACCACCAAGGGGUGCCACAGAAGAGCAGCUUGCCGUCUGUGGACUCUUUGGCGAGUGCUCCACGGCCACUGCCGCUCUCGUUGGGUCAGCCGCCUGCCACGAUACAAGCCGAG
Messenger RNA from Symbiodinium sp. CCMP2456, 1614 nucleotides. The record is from the annotation of a GenBank genome assembly. Lineage: Eukaryota; Dinophyceae; Suessiales; Symbiodiniaceae.